AUGGAUCCUCUAGAGAUAAGAGAGAGAAUCGAUCGCUUUCGAAUCCUCGUGAUAGGAAGAGCCAAUGCAGGAAAAACUACCAUUUUACAGAGAGUUUGUAACACACAGGAGAAUCCAGAAAUAUAUAAUAGCACAGGGAAAAAGGUAGGCAUCACGAUGCUAAUAGGAGGAUGUAAAUGGCAAUCUGAACUGACGCAUUCUCAGCGUGGAUUGCAUAACAUCGAAAACGAAAUGGUGUUUAAAAGCAACCCGGGUUUCAUCUUUCACGAUUCUCGCGGGUUUGAAGCAGGCGGCGAAUCUGAAUUCAACAAGGUCAAGGUUUUCAUCGCAGACCGCUCUAAGGAAAUCAAAUUAAAAGAUCAACUCCACGCUAUCUGGUAUUGCAUCCCAAUGGACGAGGCAUGUAGAUCGUUCACCUCAGGCGAAGUCAAAUUUUUCUCUCAAUGCGAUACUGGAAGCAUUCCAGUGAUAGUACUGUUCACAAAAUUUGAUGCCCUCUACGAUGACGCAUAUGCCCAGCUGAAAUCGAAGGGAGCAUCGAUGAAGGAUGCUGCCGAACUAGCGCCGAAGCACGCCGAAGAGUCAUUUGCGAUUGGGUCACAAUUGAAGUUUCUAUACCACUCCAAGGAGAUUCGGCACCCUCCAAAAUGUCACAUAUGCCUCCCUAACAUGGACAGGGACGAUGCAGAUUGCGGGCCACUCAUCGAACGAACGGCGGGAACCCUGGAUAAUGAAGUACUUAAGCAAAUAUUUGUCUCGACUCAGCAGAGCAACUUGGAACUCUGCAUGAAAUAUGCAGUUGAGAAGUAA
Messenger RNA from Suillus plorans, 810 nucleotides. Its product is annotated as GTP-binding protein. The record is from RefSeq and is a predicted model, not a curated record. The transcript has 5 exons. Bases 1 to 810 code for a protein of 269 amino acids. NCBI's taxonomy places the organism in Eukaryota, Fungi, Basidiomycota, Agaricomycetes, Boletales, Suillaceae.